UCUAUAUUAUUAACACCCUCUUGUUUGAAACCACAUCGAUCGAACAGAGCAAGUAUAGAGAGCGGCAGCACAUCGAAGGAGAGAGAGUGGGGAUGGCGAGAGGAGAUACCAUGGUGGAGCACGAUUUCUUCCAGAUCGAGAAGCUGAAGGCGGCCAGCUUCCGCGCCGCGGAUGGGAAAAGUGCCGCGCGAAGUAGGAUCCAAAGCGUGGUGUCGAGGAUCAACCCUCAGCUACUCAGGAGCGUGAUCGCCCCCGGCGCCACCGAGAUGCCGCCGGAAAAGGCAGCCUUGCUUUUAUCUUCUUCGUCGCAGCCGCCGCCGCAUCCAGUGACGAUCCUGAACCCCUCCAUCAGAUCGGUUGCAGAGAUUUCAAACGAAACGGCGCCGCUCACAAUUUUCUACAACGGUUCGAUGGCCGUUUUCGACCUCCCACGAGACAAGGCAGAGACGAUCUUGAAACUGGUGGAGACGGCGAACGACGGCAGUUCAAGUGACCAGAGGAAAGGCGGCAUACGUUUACCGGAGGAACUCGACGGAGAACUGCUCCCGAUGGCGCGGAGGAAGUCAUUGCAACGAUUCAUCGCGAAGCGCAAACAGAGGUAGUAAAACGUGCCGUGGGCGGUUGUUUAAAACGUGCAGAUUGACCGUGUCAGGCCCAUACGCGAAGGAAAAGGCGGUGCCGAAGAGAUGACUUUGCUACUGUCUCAGCGUCAUGCUUUUGACCAUGGGAAUCUUGCUGGCGUUGCUUGCUUAAUUGAUGUAUCAGUCUCUUGGUUUUUUAAUUUGUGUUUGGGUGGCGAGGGAUGACUUGCCGUUGAUUGAUCUCAAUCAUUACUUGCGUGUUUUAGCUUGAUAUGGAUAUGUUCUCAUGGACCUUGUACUUUAUUGAUUAACUAUGGUUUCUUCGCUUCGUAUC
Molecule: messenger RNA, 915 nt
Organism: Zingiber officinale
Lineage: Eukaryota; Viridiplantae; Streptophyta; Magnoliopsida; Zingiberales; Zingiberaceae
Product: protein TIFY 9-like
Exons: 6
Coding region: 93-602 (169 amino acids)
Biological process (GO): response to wounding; regulation of defense response; regulation of jasmonic acid mediated signaling pathway
Cellular component (GO): nucleus
Source: RefSeq, a predicted model, not a curated record